GAGAAGAAGAAGAGACAAGACGAGGGAAAUUUAUGAGGAGAAAAGACGUGAUUUUCGCGUUUCUUUGAGGAUUUAAAAACGAAAAUCUUGCCUGCAAUCAGAAGUACUGCCCGCAUUUUUACCGCGAGGAGGUGACUCGUUAUUACUUCGGACUGUUUCAUCCACACCCAUAAAGUGAUUGAGACCUUCAGUGAAGCUCCUCCUACAACAAUCCACCAAUAAAUGCUGGAGUCAAACACACAGAGAAAUCACUCAAUGUGUGACAACUGAAAUCUUCAUGACAUAAUGUUGAUGCUGGUAAAAGAGGAGCUUGAGAAGAUGACAGAUCCACAACCAUGCAGAAUAAAGCUAGAAGAUACUGAGGAACAAAUAGAUAUGAUGGGAGUGAAAGAGGAGAGUCAAGCUGAAGUGGAUGAGAAAUAUCAGAUUGUAAAAAUAAACCAUAAUGUUUCACUGAAAGAAACUCUGAAGACAGAAGACAUAAAGUGUGAAAAUAGUUUCAGUGAAGAUGAACGCCCUGAAGAUCACAAGAGGACUCACAGUGAGGAGAAACCUUUCACAUGUCAACAGUGUGGAAAGAGUUUCAGAAGAAAAGAUAACCUUACAGAUCACAAGAGGACUCACAGUGAGAAGAAACCUUUCACAUGUCAACAGUGUGGAAAGAGUUUUAGAAGAAAAGGUCACCUUAAAGCACACACAAGGAUUCACAUCGGAGAGAAACCGUCCACAUGCCAUGAGUGUAAAAAAUGUUUCAGAAUAAAAAGUAGCCUUAUAGCACACAUGAAAAUUCACAAAAGAGAGAAACCUCACAUGUGUUUUCAUUGUGGAAAGAGUUACUGUGAUAAACGUGGACUUGAGAUUCACAUGAGAAUUCACACUGGGGAGAAACCUUUCAGAUGUAAACAGUGUGGAAAGAGUUUCACCUUUCAAUCAGGCCUUUGCCGGCACAAGAACAUUCACAGGAGGGAAAUGUUAUAUGCAUGCCAGCAUUGUGAAAAGAGUUUCCCAGAUAAGUGUCAACUUAAGAUACACAUUAGAAUUCACACUGGAGAGAAACCUUACACUUGUCAUCUGUGUGGAAAGAGUUUCAGAACAAAAGUUAACCUUAACUUACACAUGAGGGUUCACACUGGAGAGAAACCACAUCUGUGUCAUCAGUGUGGAAAGAGUUUUAUAACUGCAGCUAAACUUAAGAUACACAUUAGGACUCACACUGGAGAGAAACCUUACACAUGUCAACAAUGUGGAAAGAGUUUCUCUGUUGAAAGUAACCUUAAGAGGCAUGCAAGAAUUCACACUGGAUAGAAACAAUAGGUGUGUUUUCAGUGUGGAAAGAGUUUCAGAGAUAAACGUGGACUUGAGACUCACAUGAGAAGUCACACUGGAGAGAAACCUUACAUAUGUCUUCAGUGUGAAAGGAGUUACACAAGUGAAGUUUAAGACACACAUGGCAAAUCACACCACAGAAAAAACGUUCACAUGUCAUCACUGUGGAAAGAGUUUUAUACAUAUGUAUUACCUCAAUAGAAAUGGAAAGAAAAUAGACUCAAAAUUAUUAACAAAUACAUGCACAGUUAUCUGUGAACUGGAUGCAUGUUAGAAAUGUAUUUUACUAUCCACGAACAAAUGUCUUAAAAUUUGAAUAUGUGAAAUUCAGAAUAUCAAUGAACGUGUAUCGAUUUACACAAAUGUACAAAUGUUUUAUUUUGUAUUCAAAUAUCAUAAUUUGCACAUGCAAAAAGGGAGAUGUGCAUUUGUGGAUCAGGUGACACGCGUGCAUUAAUCCCGUUCUGUUCAUUUGUAUAUUGAGACUUUCAUUUAGCCGUUUAAAGCAUUUUAUGAGCCAAAUACAAACAACUAUCAAUGAAUGAACUAAACAGAUGUCUUUCAUUUUGUGUCUGUGAAUUUUUAUAUUUACGUGAAUGUGCAUCGAUUUGUACAAACAGAGACAUAUUUGUGAAUUCAGUUGGCAUAUUUCUUAUAAUUAUUUCACAAUUUGUGCACGCAAAAAAGAGGAUGUGCAUUUGUGGAUCAGGCGACGCGCAUGCAUUCAUCCUGUUCUGUUCAUACGAGUUUUGAGACUUAAGUAGCGUGGUUUGCAUUGAAAGACCCACGAGCACAGCUGUGCUAAGAAAACAGUUACCACUAGGUGUCAGUCUAACAGAGUUUCACACAUCGUGGUGAAUUAUGUUUUCUGUGUUUCCCUUUAGUCUGGUGUUUUUAUAGCAUUAACGUUUAUUAUCUAUAUAUAUUAAAUGUAUAUAUUAUAUAUAUAUAUUAUAGCAUAACAUUAUAUAUGAGGACUUGAAACGUAGCGAUGGUAAAGUAUGGUAUAUACCCCAUCACGGUGUUUACCACCCUCGGAAAGGAAAGCUCCGCGUUGUAUUUGUUUGUGGCGCUACAUUUCAAGGGAUGUCUUUGAAUACCCAACUAUUACAGGGAACAGACCUUACAAGUUCAUUGAUUGGAGCAAUAACCAGAUUUAGGAAGGAACAAGUUGUGAUCAUGGCAGAUAUUGAAGCUAUGUUCCAUCAGGUCAGGGUGCCAAAAGAUGAUGCAGAUCUGCUGAGAUUUCUUUGGUGGCCUGAUGGUGACCUUACUCAAAACAUGGUGGACUAUCGUAUGGUUGUACAUCUCUUUGGAGCUACUUCGUCACCUAGCUGUGCAAAUUUUGCUCUCAGACGUUGUGCACAAGAUGACAAAGACUUCAGCCAGGAAGUUAUGCAAUCUUGCAUAGUUUUUAUUUGGAUGACUGUUUUCUGUCAGUAAAUUCAGAGGAUAAAGCCAUUUCUCUGUAUCAUGACCUUGUUGCUAUAUGUGCAAAGGGAGGCUUUACAUUAACCAAAUUGAUCAGCACCAACCGAGACGUUCUGGCAAGAAUUCCAGAAGAGUUCAAAGCAAAAAAUGUAAAGGAUUUGGACCACGACUUGCUUCCAGUGGAGAGAGCACUUGGAGUUCAAUGGUGCAUACAAUCUGAUGCCUUUAAGUUUAAGAUUGUAUUGCAGCAAAGACCUUUAACCAAAAGAGGGAUCCUCUCAACCAUGAGUUCUGUUUAUGAUCCCUUAGGAAUUCUUUCUCCUGUGAUUUUAUAUGCAAAAAAGGUCUUGCAAGACUUGUGCAGAAAGAAACUGGGCUGGGAUGAUAUAAUUCCUGUUUUAAGUGCUCAGGAAUGGAGUAGUUGGUUAAAUGGAUUACAUGAUUUGGAAAACUUUAAGAUUGAUAGAUGCUUUAAACCUGUGGGUUUCGGAGAGGUGAGAACAGCACAGUUACAUCAUUUUUCGGACGCAAGUGAGGAUGGUUAUGGAGUAGUUACCUGCUCUUACAUGAUUUCAGCUAACAAGUGCACGUUGCCUUUGUAAUGGGAAAAUCGAGAGUAGCCCCUCUGAAGUCAGUAUCUAUCCCUCGUAUGGAACUAACAGCAGCAACAUUGUCAAGUCGAAUGGAUUCAUUGCUGAGAACAGAACUGUCCAUGCAUCUUCAAGACUCUGUCUUUUGGACUGACAGUACUUCUGUAUUGAAAUACAUUAAAAAUGAAGUCUCUAGGUACCGAAUCUUUGUUGCUAACAGAGUUUCAGAAAUCCUCAAGGUGUCUCAACCAUCACAAUGGCGGUACGUAAACACUGCUCUAAAUCCAGCAGAUAUAGCUUCAAGAUGGUUAAAUGUGGAAUCUUUUGAAGAACAAGGAUUGGGUCUUUGGACCUCAGUUUCUCUCUCUUCCUGAACAGGAAUGGCCAGUUAAUCUUACUGAUUUGGGAGAAUAUUCAUCAGAUGAUCCAGAGCUAAAGAGAAGUGUGGAGGACAAUAUGGAUGUUAUAAUGCAGUUAAUCCAGUAUUUCUCUUUUUGGACUCUUUUAAAGAGAUCAGUAGCUUGGAUUCUCAGAUUUAAGCAGUUACUUCUAAAUCUAAGUCAGAAGAGAAAAUCAUUGAGAAUGUCGUUGACACAAUCUAACACGGAUGAAACUCAACAAAAACAACAGUUGAAAGAGGAAAUGGAGGAAAUAAAGACUCAGUGUGGUAAAACCAAGCUUUCUGUGGAAGAGCUAAAAAGGUCUGAAUUGGAGAUAAUUCGCCACUGCCAAAGGAAAAGAUACUUUGAUGAAUUCUCAAGCCUGGAAAAGAGAGAACAUGUCAAACGGAACAGUCAAAUUUACAAGCUUAAUCCAGUACUUGAAGAUUGUGUUCUAAGAGUAGGUGGACGGUUGAGUAGGGCAGCCAUGCCUGAAGAAACAAAACACCCUGCUAUACUUGCAAAAGAUUUUCACAUCUCCAGCAUUAUUCUUAAACACAUACAUCAAGAAGUGGGUCAUGGUUGCCGAAAUUACAUGCUCUCAAGGUUACAUCAGAAUUAUUGGAUUCCUGGUGCUAGUGGAGCCAUAAGGAAGAUCAUAUCCAAGUGCAUGAUCUGCAAACGUUUGCAGGCAGCACCAGCGCAUCAACAGAUGGCAAACCUACCUCUGAACAGAGUCUCUCCAGACAAACCUCCAUUUACAUAUGUCAGAGUUGACACUUUUGGACCUUUUGAAAUUAAAAGUAGAAGAAGUAUUGUCAAAAGGUACGGUGUUAUCUUCACAUGUCUAACCAUUAGUGCAAUUCAUAUUGAAGUGUUAUCAUCAUUGCAUACUGACUCCUUCAUUAAUGCACUAAGAAGAUUUAUCGCAAGUCCUAGAAAUGCAGUCUGAC
Molecule: messenger RNA, 4680 nt
Organism: Misgurnus anguillicaudatus (oriental weatherfish)
Lineage: Eukaryota; Metazoa; Chordata; Actinopteri; Cypriniformes; Cobitidae
Biological process (GO): regulation of transcription by RNA polymerase II
Cellular component (GO): nucleus
Molecular function (GO): DNA-binding transcription factor activity, RNA polymerase II-specific; RNA polymerase II cis-regulatory region sequence-specific DNA binding
Source: RefSeq, a predicted model, not a curated record